Molecule: messenger RNA, 1288 nt
Organism: Amborella trichopoda
Lineage: Eukaryota; Viridiplantae; Streptophyta; Magnoliopsida; Amborellales; Amborellaceae
Product: CDK inhibitor P21 binding protein
Cellular component (GO): nucleus
Source: RefSeq, a predicted model, not a curated record
UCAAAAAAAGUAAAGGGCCCAAACCUUAGGUUAUGCCAAACCCGAAAAAUCCCGGGACACAGACGGGCCUUUGCGAAACAGCAGGUUUUUUGUGAGUUGUCUUGAACUCUUUCAAAACCCUAUCGCGCUUCAUACUUGAAGAAAGUAGCAGAAAUGGCGCCAAGACAUGGCCGAAAAAUCCGACUGUUCUCUUCAUUUGGCCGCUCCAUUAACAAUCGCAAUAACUUACAGAGGCUCCGCCAAAUUAACCCAAAUUCCACUGCCUUUAAAUCCAAAGGUGGGGCAUCUAUCGAUCAAGCUUCUUUGAGGAGACCAAGUGGGUCUGAAUCUACUAGCUCUAGUGAUGAUGAUCAAGAGGAAAAUACUGUUAUCAAUGUGGAUUUGGAAUUCUUCGACCCCAAACCAGAUGAUUUUCAUGGACUGAAAAUGUUACUAAAUAACUACCUUGAUGUUAAGGUGUGGGAUUUGAGUGGAUUUGUAGACUUGAUUCUGGGACAGACGACAGUUGGGACAGUAGUUAAGCCGGGUGAUGAUGGUGCCCCAUUUGGUGUCAUUUCAGCUAUCAAUCUAGAGCGUUAUAAGGAUCACCGCUGCAUUGUGGAUCUUAAAAGCUUUCUUCUUGAUGUAUGCCAUGAGAAAUCGAUAAGCAAUCAACUGAAAAUCUUAUUGGGAGAGCAAGCACAGGGUGUGGGUCUCCUGGUCUCUCAGCGUGUUGUGAAUCUUCCUCUCGAGAUUUUACCUCCCCUAUAUGAUGCCCUCUUUGACGAAGUUUCAUGGGCGACUGAAGACGAGCCCACACAGGAGCAAAGGGAUUCUUUCCAGUUUAAAUAUUAUCUAAUAAUCACAAGAAUCUACCAGAUAAGUCAUGGUGGAAAACCUAAAGGUAAAGGUGCAUUAGGAGAAAAUGAUGCUGAACCAAUAUUAUAUAAUCAUCUGGAAGAUGAGAUUUUUAAUAAGUUGUGCUCGUGGUCCUUUACCUUUCAACUGCAUGAUCAACAGACGGUUACUCAUGAGCUGAGAAAUUAUAGACAAAUGGGUCUGGUUAUGGUGGUGAAAGCAGACAAACAAACUGUGGAUAAAUUCAGAGAUGAUUUGAAGACCUUCAUAAGUGAUUCUUAACAGGACAUUCUCACCUCUUUUUGGUUUCCGGUCAUUAUCUCUCAUACAGCAAAUCCGGAUUUUUCCUGUUUUCGGGUCUAUUUAUUAUGAAUGUGAUUCAUAAAAGAAAUUUUGGUGUAAUUUUAAUGAGAACUUGAAUUUAUUUGUAUUUCUGGCUCGUUUACCUCUC